Dermochelys coriacea (leatherback sea turtle) is the source of this 1088-nucleotide messenger RNA. RefSeq names its product inka box actin regulator 1 (gene INKA1). The record is from RefSeq and is a predicted model, not a curated record. NCBI's taxonomy places the organism in Eukaryota, Metazoa, Chordata, Testudines, Dermochelyidae. Gene Ontology annotation, cellular component: nucleus. The transcript is spliced from 2 exons. The coding region runs from base 167 to 1009 and encodes 280 amino acids. Gene Ontology annotation, molecular function: protein serine/threonine kinase inhibitor activity; protein kinase binding.
CCUGUGGGCAGGGGAGGAGCAGCAGGAUUCCCCCCUUCGCAGGCAGCUGACAGGAAGCCAUUUUUGUUGUUUUACAUCUGAUGUCAAGAAAGUGCUGAUUGCCGAACAACUGGUUGCUGGGUGACAGUUGUGCCUGCAGGCAGCGGGGGACACACUGCGGGAUCAGAUGCAGGGCAUGAUGCGGACUCUCCACGAGCUGAAGCGGGUGCCAGGCCAAGCUCCACGGCUGGGGCCCCCCAAGCCCGCGCCAGCUCCCCCCCCGCCCUGCUGGGAGCGGCCUGUGGAGAACCGGGCAUCGGGCGUCUCAGAGGCAGACUCAGCCUGCUGCCUGGAGCUGAUGGAGGAGGAGUGCGCACCGCCUGCUAGUGAGAGGAGCCUGGAGUUCGACUCGGGCUAUUCAGAGGUGUCAGGGGGGACAUGGCGGGAGGAGGAGGGGUUGGUGCUGCGCAGGAACCCCCCGCCCCCCUGCCAAAGGGCACAAAGGCUCUCCACAGGGGCCUUCCUCCGCAGCAGCCUGAGCCAGACCCCUGGCCGGCAGGUCCGGCCCAAGUCCACCUCAGACGCCUGCCUGGAGCAGUGGCGGGUGCUGGAGUCGGCGGACGCGCAGGACUGGACUGUGGCACUGCUCUCACAGAGCCGCAACCGGCAGCCGCUCGUGCUGGGUGAUAAUUGUUUCGCUGACCUGGUGGAGAACUGGAUGGACCUUCCUGAGGAGAGUGCCCUGCCCCACCGGCUGGCCAAGCCCCAUGGCUUUCUGCUCAGCCUCUCGGGCAACGUGCGACGCAAGCUGGCCAGCCUAGCACGCCCCAAGGGCCCCGCCGCCCCCCAGCCUGGCCCCAAGCACCUCUCCGGUCCGGGGGGCCUGGGUGGGCGGGCACAGGGGCCCCUCUUCCACCAGUCACACGGCGACAUUGCCAAGCUCACCACAGACUGCACCCGCUUCGCUGCCCUCUUGAACAGCCGCAGCCGGCAGCCAAUCAUCUGCAACGACAUCAUCAGCUACAUUUAGCCCCGCCCCUGGCGCAUUCCUGUCCCAGCUCUGCAUUUGUACCCAGCUCUGUAAAUAAAUAAACGGCUUUUGUAUGGAA